Molecule: messenger RNA, 2871 nt
Organism: Cordyceps militaris CM01
Lineage: Eukaryota; Fungi; Ascomycota; Sordariomycetes; Hypocreales; Cordycipitaceae
Product: coatomer beta subunit
Exons: 4
Coding region: 1-2871 (956 amino acids)
Biological process (GO): endoplasmic reticulum to Golgi vesicle-mediated transport; intracellular protein transport; intra-Golgi vesicle-mediated transport
Cellular component (GO): COPI vesicle coat; cytoplasm
Molecular function (GO): structural molecule activity
Source: RefSeq, a predicted model, not a curated record
AUGUCUGGAUUCCUGGAAAAUGCAUACAGUCUCGUCCACCAGGACAAUGCGGCUGACGUGCCCACUCUAUCGGACUUGCGAAUGCAGUUGGAAAAGGGCACCGACGAGAGCAAGGUCGACACCAUGAAGCGCAUCUUGACAAUCAUGCUCAAUGGUGACUCCAUGCCGACGCUCCUCAUGCAUAUUAUUCGAUUCGUUAUGCCAUCCAAGUACAAACCUCUCAAGAAGCUUUUGUACUUUUAUUAUGAAAUCUGCCCCAAACUGGACUCUUCUGGCAAGCUUAAGCAGGAAAUGAUUCUUGUCUGCAACGGUAUCCGUAAUGACUUGCAGCAUGCCAACGAGUACAUUCGAGGCAAUACACUGCGCUUCCUCUGCAAGCUCCGGGAGCCCGAACUUAUCGAGCCUCUGCUUUCGUCCGCACGAUCCUGCCUCGAGCACCGUCACGCAUAUGUUCGCAAGAACGCCGUCUUUGCCGUUUCAUCGAUAUACUUGCACUCACCCAGCCUUAUUCCCGAUGCUGCAGACCUUCUUUCUGCUUUCCUCAGCGGUGAGACGGACGCGACCUGCAAGCGCAAUGCCUUCGCUGCGCUCUCUAGCAUUGACCACGAUGCCGCGCUGGUGUACCUCAGCUCCGUCUUUGACGGCAUAGCCAAUGCCGAUGACCUGCUGCAGCUUGUUGAACUCGAGUUCAUCCGCAAGGAUGCUGUCCAGAACUCUCAGAAUAAGGCUCGCUACCUGCGACUUAUCUUCGACCUUCUCGAAGCCAAUGCCUCUACUGUCGUCUACGAAGCGGCCUCAUCUCUCACCACCCUUACAAACAACCCUGUCGCUGUCAAAGCCGCUGCCGGCAAGUUUAUCGAGCUCAGUAUCAAGGAGGCCGAUAACAAUGUCAAACUCAUCGUCCUUGACCGCGUUGAUCAGCUGCGCAAGAAGAACGAGGGAAUUUUGGAUGACCUCGUAAUGGAGAUUCUUCGAGUUCUCUCCAGCACGGAUAUUGACGUGCGCAAAAAGGCCCUCGAGAUUGCCUUGGAGAUGGUCUCGAGUAAAAAUGUCGAAGAGGUUGUCUUGUUGUUAAAGAAGGAGCUUUCCAAAACGGUCGACCAAGAAUAUGAGAAGAGCGCCGAGUAUCGAUCACUCCUUAUUUACUCUAUUCACCAAUGUGCCAUCAAGUUUUCUGAGGUUGCUGCUAGCGUUGUUGAGCUGCUUAUGGAGUUCAUUACCGAUUUCAACAACGCAUCCGCUGUCGAUGUCAUCAACUUCGUUAAAGAGGUGGUCGAAAAGUUCCCAGCCCUACGCACGGUCAUUGUCGAGAGACUCGUCUCGACACUGAGUGAGGUCCGUGCUGGCAGAGUAUACAGAGGUAUCCUAUGGAUCAUUGGUGAGUACUCGCUGGAAGAAAAAGAUAUCCGCGACGCCUGGCGGCGUAUUCGUGCUAGUCUGGGUGAGAUUCCCAUUCUGGCCUCUGAGCAGCGUUUGUUAGAGGAACAAGAUGGUGAUGGGAAUGCGGAACAACAACCGAAUGGCGAGUCGAAGCCCGCAGCACCCACCGGAUCCCGCAAAGUCCUUGCCGAUGGAACAUAUGCCACUGAAACUGCUCUUACCAGCCAGUCUUCUGUCGCCGCAAGGCUGGAAGCUGUCAAGGCUGCCCAGAAGCCGCCUCUGCGCCAACUCGUUCUCGAAGGCGAUUACUACUUGGCCACGGUUCUUUCUUCCACCCUCGUCAAGCUGGUUAUGCGCCACUCGGAGACCUCCUCUGAUAUGUCCCGCACAAACGCUCUCCGUGCUGAGGCCAUGCUCAUUAUGAUUUCUAUCCUCCGCGUUGGCCAGUCACAAUUUGUCAAAGCUCCUAUUGACGAAGACUCUGUCGAUCGGAUCAUGUCUUGUGUGAGAUCGCUGGCCGAAUUCUCCGAAAAGAAGGAACUGGAAGCUGUCUGGCUCGAUGAUACUAGGAAAGCUUUCAAAGCGAUGGUUCUAGUUGAAGAGAAGAAGCGCGCCGCCAAGGAAGCACACGAAAAGGCCAAGUCUGCUGUCCAAGUCGAUGACGUGAUUCAAAUUCGUCAGCUAGCCAAGAAGAAUGCCAGUGAUGGCCUGGACGAGAUUGAGGUUGACCUCGAGCGAGCAACCGGUGGCGACUCCACGACGGAAGACUUGUCGUCGAAACUCAGUCGCGUUGUCCAGCUCACCGGUUUCUCGGAUCCGGUCUAUGCCGAGGCUUACGUUAAGGUUCACCAAUUUGAUAUUGUUCUAGAUGUUCUACUGGUGAAUCAAACCACUGAGACUCUGCAGAACCUCUCUGUCGAAUUUGCUACUCUGGGCGACCUUAAGGUUGUUGAAAGGCCAACUACCCAGAAUCUGGGUCCCCACGACUUCCAUAACGUCCAAUGUACCAUCAAAGUAUCGUCAACCGACACCGGCGUUAUUUUUGGCAACGUUGUCUACGAUGGCGCUCAUUCCACAGAUACCAACGUGGUUAUUCUAAAUGACCUUCAUGUUGACAUUAUGGACUACAUUCAACCCGCUACAUGCACAGAGACGCAGUUUCGUACAAUGUGGACUGAAUUUGAGUGGGAGAAUAAGGUUAAUAUCAAUUCUAAGGCUAAGACGCUGCGCGAAUUCCUGGAUCAGCUUAUGGCGUGCACCAACAUGAACUGUCUCACACCUGAGGCAAGUCUAAAAGGUGAUUGCCAAUUUUUGAGUGCAAAUUUGUACGCCCGUAGUGUAUUUGGUGAGGAUGCGUUGGCCAACUUGAGUAUCGAAAAGGAGGGAGAAGACGGCCCUAUCAUUGGAUUUGUGCGUAUAAGAAGCAGGUCGCAAGGCCUGGCGCUCAGCCUUGGAUCCCUAAAGGGCCUCAACAAGAUUGGCUCAUCUUAG